Pteronotus mesoamericanus is the source of this 1611-nucleotide messenger RNA. It is a transcript of the gene PDCD6, whose product is annotated as programmed cell death 6. The coding region runs from base 565 to 1140 and encodes 191 amino acids. NCBI's taxonomy places the organism in Eukaryota, Metazoa, Chordata, Mammalia, Chiroptera, Mormoopidae. The record is from RefSeq and is a predicted model, not a curated record. Gene Ontology annotation, molecular function: calcium ion binding. The transcript has 6 exons.
UGCCCUUAAGCGGGGACCUCGCUAAAAACGCUCAGAGCCGCACGACCGUCCAAUGAUGGCAGUGCCUGCCACUGGGAGAAGGGGACAGCCUGGCGAGGAGCGUGAGGAGUCCCGGGUCCGCAAGCACUGAGUCGCUGGUGAAGCUCGGGAAAGGGGCCCUGGUGACAGGCCGUGAGGAAGCGAGCUGGGACAGGGACUGGAAAACCCACAGAAGCGCAACAGUGUGCCGAACGCGUUCCCCACUCGGUCACAUUCGCUUUCAUGACUUCCUUUUGGUGCAGGAAUUGAACGAACCAGAGUGGAACCCGUUCCACUCUCCACGUGCCCUCUGCGGAGCUGACGUGGGCGGUACCGCGAACCCGGAAGAGGCCGAGAACAAGGAAGCGGGGCCUCAAAGGGAUUGGCAGUGUCAGGCCCCGAGACCGUCUCGGAGACACGAACUUCCGGUUUCUUCCGGAAGUGGCGUAAGCUCCAGGCCACACCCCCGGCAGAGACGGAAGUGCAGCUACCCUGAGGCGUUUCUUGUCGCCUCCGACUCCCCAGCCUAGCCUCACCCCUGGGCCCAUGGCCGCCUACCCCUACCGCCCGGGCCCUGGGGCCGGCCCCAGCCCCGGCCCAGCCAUGGGCGCGGCGCUGCCGGACCAGAGCUUCCUGUGGAACGUCUUCCAGAGGGUUGAUAAAGACAGGAGCGGUGUGAUAUCCGACAAUGAGCUUCAGCAAGCACUGUCCAACGGCACCUGGACUCCAUUUAAUCCCGUGACUGUCAGGUCAAUCAUAUCAAUGUUUGACCGCGAGAACAAGGCUGGCGUAAACUUCAACGAGUUCACAGGCGUCUGGAAGUACAUCACAGACUGGCAGAAUGUCUUCCGCACCUACGACCGGGAUAACUCGGGGAUGAUUGACAAGAAUGAGCUCAAGCAAGCACUCUCAGGCUACCGGCUCUCUGACCAGUUUCACGACAUCCUCAUUCGAAAGUUUGACAGACAAGGACGGGGACAGAUUGCCUUUGAUGACUUCAUCCAGGGCUGCAUCGUCUUACAGAGGUUGACGGAUAUAUUCAGACGCUAUGAUACAGACCAGGAUGGCUGGAUUCAGGUGUCAUAUGAACAGUAUCUCUCCAUGGUCUUCAGCAUCGUAUAACACUGGCCUUUUACAAAUAGCAACAUGACUUGCAGGAAAAAAAGACUGAAAAUGCCAAAUCUCUUACAUUUAAUGAAACGGAGCAUGGAUACAGUAGCUGCUGUUCUUCCUUUAGAUUUUAUAUAAUUAAUAUUUGGGGACCCAACUGUACAUAUGUGGAUAAGCUGAUUAACAUUUUUGCAGUCAUAACAAUAGUCAUAUCGUUAUUCACAUAUAGGCAUUUGAUUUGGGACUGUUUGUGCCAUGAGGUAAGAUAUAAUAAUGGUUCGGAUACUCUGCAUGUAAAACAUUUAUCAUGUGCUUUUCUAUAUAGCUCUAAUUCUACAGUGGAAAUACUUUUAUUAGCCAAUAGGAAUUUUAAAAUUACAUGGAACUUGCACAGAAGGCUUUUCAUGUGCCUUACUUUUUAAUAAAGGGGUUUAUUGUAUUUAUUUGAAUGUGCAACAUAAGCAAUAAAGCAAUGUACCCCUG